This is a messenger RNA of Diatraea saccharalis (sugarcane borer), 720 nucleotides long. NCBI's taxonomy places the organism in Eukaryota, Metazoa, Arthropoda, Insecta, Lepidoptera, Crambidae. The record is from the annotation of a GenBank genome assembly.
AUGGAACACAUGGAACAACUACAGGGUACACUUUCACAUUUGAUGGUGGAAUUCCAGAGUCGUAUGUCCAGUUUUGAAGCUGAACUGCAGAAGGCGCCUAAUCCAUCGGCCACAGCUUCGGGUCUGGCCACAGAAUUUGCGACAUUCAAAAGCUUCAUUUUGGAUACAUUAAAUUCACUUCAGUCGCAAAUUCACAUUCUAGCCAAAUCCUUGGACAAGCUUGAAAUGCACAGUCGUAGAAAGAUCCUGCUGUUGCAUGGUGUACAGGAGCUGGAAGGUGAGGACCCCUCACAGAUUGCAGUGAAGACGGUAUCAGAGAGGCUGAUGAGUGAAUUUGCACUACAACACAUUAAACGGUGCCACAGGAUGGGUCGUGUGAAUAAUAGUAGCAGACCUCGUCCUAUUAUUAUUAAAUUUCAUGAUAAGGUCAUCCGUGACAAAAUCUGGUUCAGCAAAUCCAGGCUUAAAGGCACAGGCACAACUUUGUCAGAGUUCUUGACUCAUUCUCGUCACAACACUUUCAUGGCGGCGCGGGAGAGAUUUGGCGUGAACAAAUGCUGGACACAGGAAGGCACCAUUCAUGUUCUCGGCAUUAACAACACACGGCAUCGUAUUACUACCAUCGCCGAGCUGCAGUCACUGGAGCCUGAGCCAGCAAAACCUGCUGCUGCAACUAAGCUUGCCCCGAAGGCCAGGAGAGUGAUAACCGGGAAGAAAUAA